Molecule: messenger RNA, 1305 nt
Organism: Triticum dicoccoides
Lineage: Eukaryota; Viridiplantae; Streptophyta; Magnoliopsida; Poales; Poaceae
Product: probable protein ABIL4
Exons: 9
Coding region: 180-1082 (300 amino acids)
Source: RefSeq, a predicted model, not a curated record
GCCGGCGCGCGCUCCGCUGAGGUGGUGAGGAGGUAGCUCUCUCGGGCUCCCCGUGCGCCCACCGCGCGCGCUCCACUCACUCCCUCUUCUUCACCCCCACCACUGGGUGUUGGUCGCAUUGAUAAUUGAUAACGCUUACUCUGCACUCCACUCGAGGAAGGUGGGAAGGGAGGGAGAGAAUGCAGCAGCAGCAGGAGCAGGCGCGGCGGCGGCGGAGCCCGGGGGGCUGGGAGGGGGCCACCGUCGACGAGGCCUCCAUGGAGCGCAGCAAGAGCUUCGUCAAGGCCCUGCAGGAGCUCAAGAACCUGCGGCCGCAGCUCUACUCCGCCUCCGAGUACUGCGAGAAGUCCUACCUCAACACCCACCAGAAGCAGAUGGUGCUGGACAACCUGAAGGACUACGCGGUGCGAGCGGUUGUCAACGCCGUCGACCACCUAGGCACGGUGGCCUACAAACUGACGGACCUGUUCGAGCAGCAGGCUUCCGAGAUCUCGACCUUCGAGCUCAAGCUUGCGCGCUUGAACCAGCAAGUUUUCACCUGCCAAAUCUAUGUGGACAAAGAAGGCUCCAGGCAGCAGCAGAUGAUGGGGGCAAGCAUGAAGCACCACAAGCACUACAUCCUACCAUCUACUGAUUAUAAGAGAACUCAGGCUGUCGCGCACCUGGGAGCAGACACUAAUCAGGAAUCACAGCCUAGACCUUACCCUUCAGCAAAGACGCUUUCCUGGCACCUGGCGUCGGACAAUAGCCCUUCGGCAAAUGGAGCUCAUAAACCAACAUUCAUCCUAGACGACACGAUACCGUCCAAACUCGCAUCAGAUGGUUCAAAUCUUCUUGGUAAGGAGCAGCCUGCUUCCCCCAUGCGCAGGCCUCUGCAACUGAACCGGAGUACCAAAUCCGAUGUUACACAAAAGGCUGGCACAAAGGAUCGACCGGGUGUCAAGCAUAUGUCGACGUUUAGUUCUUUCGACAGGCCUACAGGGCGUGAAAUCCAGAAGGCUCCUGCCAGCACUAAGAGCGUGCUGGCAUCUCUGUUCAUCAAGCACAAGUCAGCAAAGAUGAAAAGUAUCUCAGCCCGAUGAUCCUCUCUUGAUGUAAAUGAAGUUUGUUGUAAUAACUAGUACAAUCUAAGUAAAAUGCAGUUGUAUCUCUUGAAGAUGACAAGUCAUGAUAUCUCCUAUCUGUACAAUAUGUGCUUUAGAAGCCUGUCAUGAAAAUCAUACCUCUGUAGUGAUGCAAGUUUGGAAGUAUGUUUAGUUUUAUUCAUCCGAAAACAUGAUCUUCCUUGAUAUGGCCAUUUGAAAA